This is a messenger RNA of Paramormyrops kingsleyae, 2073 nucleotides long. RefSeq names its product glutamic-oxaloacetic transaminase 1 like 1 (gene got1l1). Gene Ontology annotation, molecular function: pyridoxal phosphate binding; L-aspartate:2-oxoglutarate transaminase activity. Gene Ontology annotation, cellular component: cytosol. NCBI's taxonomy places the organism in Eukaryota, Metazoa, Chordata, Actinopteri, Osteoglossiformes, Mormyridae. Gene Ontology annotation, biological process: L-aspartate biosynthetic process. The record is from RefSeq and is a predicted model, not a curated record.
GCAAUAAACAAAACUCGCUUUCAGGCAGCCAACGAACCGCAAAUUUAUCGCGCAAAAUCAAUGUCAUGUAGAAACGGAAAAGGUUACGAUCAGAUUUACAAGUUAGAGAGCUAUGACGACUCAUUCUGCUUUUAUUGACACUCCCACUCUUCCACUGAAUCCUGAAACGAAAUUACUGGCAGCUUUCAAAAAUGACACACACCCUGAUAAAGUGUACCUGGCGGGAAGGGAGUAUCUGGGUGAGGAUGGUCAGAUCUCUGUGCUCCCUCUUACCUGGAAGAUUAAGCAGCAGAUAGGAAGUGAUCCCACCCUGGGCACAGAGUACCCACCAGGUCUGGGCCUGCCGGAGUUCACCAGGAGAGUCACCGAGCUGGCACUGGGAAAGGACAGCCAGGCUAUUGUGGAAAACCGGGUGCUGGGUGUCCAGACCGUGGGAUUCAUGGGGGGAGUCCGGCUGGGGACAGAGCUUCUGAGACGCUGGUACAACAGGAGUGUGGCCUGGUCCGGCCCUGUGUAUGUCGCUUUACCCUGUCAUGACUCACUGGUUGACACCCUCAAGGCUGCUGGGAUCCUGGAUGUCCGACAGUAUCGAUACUGGAAUGCGGAGCAACGGGUCGUGUCCAUGGACAAGCUCACGGAAGACCUGGAGCAGGCCCCGGAACAUUCCGUGGUGAUGCUGUCAGCCUCUGCACACUGUCCGACGGGAGCCGACCUCUCCCAGCAGGACUGGUCAGCCCUCGCUGAAGUUAUGGCGAGCAGGAGGCUCCUCCCGUUCUUCCUCUUGCCAGCCCAGGGCCUCUGCCUAGGGGACCCAGAUCAGGAUGCUUGGCCCCUACGCCACUACGCUUCCUUGGGCCUGGAGUUCCUCUGUGCCCAGUCCUUCUCCCACAGCUUCAGCCUCUACGGGGAGCGGGUUGGACAUCUCCUGCUCGUGCUGAAGCAGAACUCUGUGCUUCUGGCGGUCCAGUCGCAGGCGGAUAGCCUGGUGCGCUCUCUGUGGGCCCGGCCCACUGUUUUGGGUGCCCGUGUGGUUGCCACGGUGCUGGGUAACCCUGCCUACCUCGCCGAGUGGCGUGACGCCAUAAGAGGUUUAGCCGAACGCUGCCUGCUGAUUAGGGAGCAGCUUCUGGAGAAGCUGAGGCUCCUGGGAACGCCUGGACGCUGGGAUCACCUGACACAGCAGGGUGGACUGUAUUGUUGCACAGGCCUAAAUGCUGAACAAGUAAGGUUCCUGGCCAGGAAGAGGCACCUAUACUUGCUGCCAGAUGGGUGUGUGAACGUGACAGCCAUUAACCGCCAGAACCUGGAAUACGUAGCAGAAUCCAUCUACUUAGCUUUGACCUCUGCCCUCUGACCUUAGCAGUCAGUAUGACAGACACCCAAAGUAUAAAUGAUUAGUCUGCUCACUCAUUUACGUGUACGUAACAGUUUUAGUACCUUGUAAAUAGUCUGUAAGGUUUGCAAACUGUCCCAACGCUUCUGAUGUUGCCAAUUUUAGGUUUAUAAUGGAAUGACAUAGAUUUGCCGUCAGAUUUCUUGCGUGAGCGUGAGAGUCCGAAAGCAUGUGUCACGCCAGAUGUGUGAAAGUUAGCAACCCUGUAGUUUUCAGCUGUUGUUGUUGCUGUCCUGUCCAUCUCUGAGAAUAAAUGAGAAUAAAGAUUCCGUAUAGCUUCUCACUUUGCAGUAGUAGAACAAUGAAGGACGCUUUGUGAGAUCUUUCCCAAGCAGGUACCACAGAGAUAUGUAGAACCACUACAGCCUAAAACUGUACUCCAAACCCUGCAGUGUGGUCAGGAACAAACUUUUGUGCUCAAGAAAAAAAAGAAUAAAUUUGUUAUAACGUGGAAAAUCACGUAACCUUAAAUUAGUUUUUGGAUGCAAAAUGACCCAUUAUUAUUGUUUGGCUAUAUGUGUGUAUGUGUACAAAGUAUUUUAUGUGGUAAACAUAGAUUAGCUUUAAAGCAUAAAGCAUUUAUUUGAUAAUAAACUAUUGGCUAGUGAAGGACGAGGGUGGUGUUUGGUCUGUCCAUGUGGUGGAGCCAUUGCCAUGUUGAAAAUAAACGUUUUUGUGUU